This is a messenger RNA of Mus musculus (house mouse), 7173 nucleotides long. It is a transcript of the gene Ralgps2, whose product is annotated as Ral GEF with PH domain and SH3 binding motif 2. The transcript has 20 exons. Gene Ontology annotation, biological process: small GTPase-mediated signal transduction. Gene Ontology annotation, molecular function: guanyl-nucleotide exchange factor activity. Lineage: Eukaryota; Metazoa; Chordata; Mammalia; Rodentia; Muridae. Gene Ontology annotation, cellular component: plasma membrane; cytoplasm. The coding region runs from base 901 to 2175 and encodes 424 amino acids. The record is from RefSeq and is a predicted model, not a curated record.
GGCGCCGCGGCGGCGGAGGCCGCGUGCGGACACGGAGGGGGGUCCCGCACCGCCGCGCUAGCUGCCCGCAGCGCCUGGGAUUCCUUUGCUGUGUGGGCUUAGGCGGGCUCGUAAACACCGGGCUCGGGGAGGCGAUGGGGAGCUGACCUGGAAGGGAGCCCGGACCUGUGCGCUGCCGCCGCGGCUCCCCGCCCCCCUCGAAGCGCUUUUCCUGCCGCCGUGUGCGGUGUAGACGCAGGCGGGUUUCAGGGUGCGUGGGCGUGUUUGGGAAGAAGCUGCGAGCUGAUAGGAGGAAUGAUGCAUUUGUGGCCUUGGACAUGAAGUAAUCAGACCUCUGUUGCUGUUACUGUAGGCUCAGGGGCUGAUGAGGAAAGCAUGGACCUAAUGAACGGGCAGGCAAGCAGUGUUACUAUCGCAGCCACUGUUUCCGAGAAGAGUAGCAGCUCUGAGUCACUAAGCGAGAAGGGCUCUGAAUUGAAGAAAAGCUUUGAUGCUGUGGUGUUUGAUGUUCUUAAGGUUACGCCAGAAGAAUACGCGGGUCAGAUAACACUAAUGGAUGUUCCAGUGUUUAAAGCUAUUCAGCCAGAUGUAUCCCUACAUCAUCACCCUUAGAACAGUCCUUUUAAGAGUGUUGGAACCUACAAGACGUAAGAGAAGCUGUGACUCCUGUGAAUUGAGUCAUUCUCUCAUAGGGAACUUUCAAGUUGUGGAUGGAAUAAAAAAGAAAAAUAUAGUUCUGCACCAAAUGCAGUUGCUUUCACAAGAAGAUUUAAUCACGUAAGCUUUUGGGUUGUAAGAGAGAUUCUCCAUGCUCAAACACUGAAAAUAAGAGCAGAAGUUUUGAGCCACUAUAUUAAGACUGCUAAGAAACUAUAUGAACUUAACAACCUUCACGCACUUAUGGCUGUGGUUUCUGGCUUACAGAGUGCGCCGAUUUUCCGGUUGACUAAGACGUGGGCGUUAUUAAGUCGAAAAGACAAAACUACCUUUGAAAAACUAGAAUAUGUAAUGAGUAAAGAAGAUAACUACAAAAGACUCAGAGACUAUAUAAGCAGCUUAAAGAUGACUCCUUGCAUUCCCUAUUUAGGCAUCUAUUUGUCUGACUUGACCUACAUUGACUCCGCGUACCCAUCCACCGGCAGCAUUCUAGAAAAUGAGCAAAGAUCAAAUCUGAUGAACAACAUUCUUCGAAUAAUUUCUGAUUUGCAGCAGUCCUGUGAAUAUGAUAUUCCCAUAUUGCCUCAUGUCCAAAAAUACCUGAACUCUGUUCAGUAUAUAGAAGAACUACAAAAGUUUGUGGAAGACGAUAAUUACAAGCUCUCCUUAAAGAUAGAACCAGGAGCAAGUACUCCACGCUCGGCUGCCUCCAGGGAGGACCUAGCAGGUCCUGACAUAGGCGCCUCACCCCAGGGAGGGAGGAAGAGUAGUGCUGCUGCUGCUGCCGCCGCGGCUGCCGAGGGAGCCUUACUGCCACAGACGCCACCUUCCCCUCGGAACCUCAUUCCACACGGACACAGGAAGUGCCACAGCCUGGGUUACAAUUUCAUUCAUAAGAUGAACACAGCAGAGUUUAAGAGCGCAACGUUCCCAAACGCAGGGCCACGGCACCUGCUGGAUGAUAGUGUCAUGGAGCCGCACGCACCGUCGCGAGGCCAGGCUGAGAGCUCUACACUUUCCAGUGGAAUAUCCAUAGGGAGCAGUGAUGGUUCUGAACUAAGCGAAGAGACCUCAUGGCCGGCUUUUGAAAGCUCUGCGGAGUCGGAAGAUUUGGCGGUGCAUCUGUACCCCGGAGCUGUUACUAUUCAAGGUGUGCUCCGGAGGAAAACCUUGCUAAAAGAAGGCAAGAAACCCACAGUAGCAUCUUGGACAAAGUAUUGGGCAGCCUUGUGUGGAACACAGCUUUUUUACUAUGCCGCCAAAUCUCUGAAGGCUACAGAAAGAAAGCAUUUCAAAUCAACGUCAAAUAAGAAUGUGUCUGUGGUGGGCUGGAUGGUGAUGAUGGCUGACGACCCAGAGCAUCCAGACCUCUUUCUGCUGACUGACUCCGAGAAAGGAAAUUCAUACAAGUUUCAAGCUGGCAGCAGGAUGAAUGCAAUGCUGUGGUUUAAACACUUGAGCGCGGCCUGCCAGAGUAACAAGCAACAGGUUCCUACAAACUUGAUGACUUUUGAGUAAACGCCUGAGACAGAAGAGGAGUGCUAUUGUUCCCGUGUGGAACCGGGACCUGCCGAGAGCCCCAGCCGCACCAUCCCGUGCCAGGAAGAGCCCCCAGGCUCCAGCCCAGCCUCCGGAGCUCAGAACCAAAAGCACUAAUUUCAGGGAAUGAAGUGAGAUGUUCCCAGAGAAAAACGAUGGAGUUGCAAAGCAAACUGCCAUGAACUUCGCUUCUUCUCUCCGAACUGACCUGUGGAAGCCACUGCCUUAACAGAGUGCGAGGAGAGCCGACACCAAAUAGUGUGUGUGCGUCUUCUGGCGGUGCUGUGCUUGGAAUAAAUUGUAGCUAAUUUGCAUUUCUUUUAACUUUGUACUAAUUUUGGAGGGGAAACCAUCUUUUUUAGAUACACUUUAAAAUGGAAAAACAUUUCUUAUGGAUUCCAUCAGGAGCUGUUUUAGGUGCAGUGAGAAAUACCCUGCAGGUUCUGCUCAGCCUCUGCCAGUGGCUGCCUCACGUUCCCACAGCAAGACCUGGGAGGGACCUGCUGUGGAAGCUGUGGGUGCAGGCUGGGAUAGAUAGGGAGGGCAUGCCUCGCUUUGGAUGAGGGAUCCAUUUAAACACUACCGUUUGGAAUUGAGGGCUAGAAGGAGAACAUGAUUUCCUGCAGGAGGGACAAAGGCUGAGUGUUCACGUGCCAGCAGGCUCCAGAACACACCAGGGUUAAAGUUUAACUUUCUGUAUGAAUUCAUUGUUGGGCCCAAAUCCGCAUAGGAGCACGGUGAUCCCGCGCUCGGGUUUCUGUAGCCUUUUCACAAGUCAGGUGGGUUAUCCAGCCACGGGUGUCCCAGGGAAGACCCUGGUGUUUCUUGUGCUGUUGCCCCUUGCAGUGUUUAAUGUGCAGUAUGCCAGACUUAUUUUUUAUUGAAUUUGUUUUUGUUCAGUAUGAGGUUCAAAAGCAUACUUGUUUAAAAGGUUCUUCAUGUAUAUGUAUGUAUUUUAUUGUAAGACAAAGCAAUUUUAAGAAGAAUAAAGGCAAAGUUUGCAGUUCUAGGAAUUGAAAAUAUAAAACCUUUUCUUGUAUGACUUCACAAAAUGUACCAGAACAUUGUAUUCAGAAAGUUACUGUCGGUCCCCAGUGUGAAAACCAUGUUUGUUAGUAACUGACCAAGCAUUGGAGAGAGCUCUCCUAGGCAAUAACACAUUUAAUUUUUAAAACGAAUGUUGGACUUGACAUAGCUUAGAAUUUUAACCAAAAAUAACGCUUGACUGUUGAGGGUCCCCACUUUUACAGUGGCUCCGUGUGCAAAGGCCUUGACUGACAGACACCUCCUAGCAAACUGCUCUUUGGGUCUCAUGUAAAAUGUCUCACAUUGUGUCCUUCAAGAAUUGUAUACUUUAUCAGAAGUAUUUUAUCACCAAGCCCAUUGAGCUUAACUAGAAAAUACUGUCUAUACAGUAAUUACAGUAAUUAGCUAAAAAAAAGAAAUUAGUCCAAGAGAAAAUGAAGAGCCUUUUCUGAGUGUUUCUAAUUUGAAUAAUUCAAAGACGUCAUGUGACAGAAAUACCUUAUUUGAGACUUCCUAGACAAGCAGGGAAAGGCACAUAUUGCCGUGAGAGAAUGAUUUUUCAGAUAACGGUCUAAGCUAACCCGUGUUGUGUUGAGUAUACGCAGACAGAUCCGCAGUGGCCAGCGGGGCUACAGCGCAGGCUUUCCCCGUGUGUCUUACUUUUGUCUUGCCUCUUUUUUUUUUUUUUUUUUAAAGCAAUUCCUUAGUUUGUUUUGCUCCAGAAUAAUGUUUUAAAUAGUAUGCAUACUGUUUUUGAGAUACUGUGAAUGAGAGCCCCGUGGCUGUUGUAGUACUACUCUGUCAUGAAUAUGCUAAAGCCGUUACAAUGUAGGUGAAUCAGGUCUGGGGAGAUGGGCAGCUCGCACAGGCCAGCCUCACAGUUUUGCCAAAGAGAAAGGGCUGAGAUGGGCGUUGUAUUUGGUACACCCAGCUCUGGACACUUACGGGUGUGUAGAGGAAGAACCGGAUUCAGAUUUGAUCAGCCAGGCCCUAUUAGCACCAUGGCUCCUGGCUGAAAGUAAAACUAUUUUUCUACCUUGAGAUUGCUCUAAAGAUCAGUCAUUGCUUUUUAGGAUGAUUUUAGAAACCGUGAGAGAUGCAUUAGAGUAGGUGAGUUGUUUUUUAUCUGUAAUUCACCAAAUGGUAUCAGAUUAUAAUUGAAGCAAAGAAAACAUUGCCAAACUAUAUUAAAUAUUUGAGUAUUUUACUUACUGGAGAAUGAAUCCUGUUAUGCUUACCCUCAGGUGUAAAUUAGUUCUCACCAGCUCAUUUCCCACAGACAGUAAAGCUCAUUUGUUUCUCUCAUAGCCAAGGAGAACUCUUUCAGAAACUCGAUUAAAAUUUAAACUUUACAAGCAGACCGACUGGGAUAUUGUAUGUUCUGGUAUGAUAGUGUGUAGUAGUAGCCAUCUCUCAUCUAACAACUGAUUCAAACAGAGAGGCUUAUUUUUCAGCAGUCUGUUUUUAAAGUGUACCUGUAACAAUGACUGCAUAAUGCCCCAAGCACCGUUUUGGGCUCCAUGUGCUUGCUUUUCAGAAUAUUUCAAUAUGCUGGCUAAGCUGUAAGGAUCAGGAGAGUUGAUGGAAUGCAGCCUUCUGUUUGGUUUCGUUCAGUGUGUAUUUGUGUAAACAGUUCAGAAAGGAUCUGCCUUGGGAUUGUGUUUUUCCCUCUUUGUAGGCCUAUGUUCCCGUAGCAGUUAUUUUUCUGUGUCAACAGGACCACCCACUAUUGUGCCACCUUCUUACAGGCUCUUGAUCCUGACGUUGAGUCAGUCACAGUGUUCAUAACUGCAGAGUUUGCAGAGUUUGAUUUAUUAGAAGCCCAACAAGAACAUUGUUAUCCCGGAGGAAUGAGCCAUGCUUAGCCCCUCCAUGGUUGGAGCAAAGAUGGACACAGCCUCGUCAGUCUCUGGCUGCAUUUCCUCUCCAAUGACCUCAGCAGAAAGUCUUCUCCUGAGAUUAAAUCUGUAAAUUACAUACAUCUAAAACUGAGGCAGUCUAUUGAUUGGAAAUCAGUACUAAUAGAUUUAACUCAUUGGCCUUUUAAGAGAACAUACCCUUCCUGUUUAUUGAGGCACAUUCCUUUCUACCUGGAUUUUAAGCCAUCAUGCAAAACCUCCUGCAAACAAGAGUUACUGGUAUUGCUUACUGGAAGAUUGGCUUUAGUCAGAAGAAAUCCUCUGCCCGCAAUGCUUUUGAAAGACUUGGAUCCUUUUGAAAUGGAUGCUGAGCUGCACUGUGCGGGGCAACAGCAGUGAGGACCACUGCUGCUUGUGGGGUGACAGCUAGCGGUGGUUGGGGUGUGGCUGACAAGCCUCCUUUUAGGGCUUGCAUUCAUUUUCUUUUAUAUUAUUUCUUAGAAACGUAGUGCCAUCCUGGUUUUAUAGCUGGGGGUUUAUUGCUUCUUCAAGCCUCUGAGGUACAAGAAUUGCUAUUAAAUAGUAUUGAUGAUAAAUUGCCUAUGAACCACUUCAAAAUGACUUAAGUACCUUUUGGAUUUGCUUCUCAAAAAUGGCUUGUGUCUAAAUUUCAGUUUGAGAAUCUUCUGAAGAGAUGUGUACACACCAGCUCUUCAGCCCAGUGAAAGCAAUUUCUUUUUCCCUAUCUCCAGCCAUAGUGUGGGGAAAUUGGGUCAGUGUCUCAGCGAUCUGAAGGUCAGUGUUAGGGCAUUGAGGAUGACUGGGAUCACCUGCCCACCUAACCCCAUGACUUGAGGGCCGUGCUUGUCCCUCUCUCCACCCACUAAAUCUGGCAGUCGUAAAGGAGACUACAGACAUUUGGAUGCUUGCAGGCCUCUCAUCUUAGAUCUUAGUUCUUUUUCAGAUAAGCCUCCCCCACCCUGUUGCUCUCACGUCCAGGUAGGUGAGAAAUAGAGCCACUCAAGUCAGCCUCUUAAUGUUGGCUUUGAAGAACCUCCAUCGAGCUGAGUAUACAUAUUUUGUGUUGUUUUGAGCUUAGGUUUAAUGAUGAGGCCUGUUGGGGAAAUCCGAAAGGAGUAAGAUGCACACAGAAGCAGUUGUUGAGAUGUCACUAAAGUCCUGUGAUGGCAGUGUGUUGAGCCAGAAAUGGAACUUAUUUCAGUUUCCUACUUGAGACAGAAGGAACAAGCAGUCCCUUCUCCUGCUUGUUACUGCUGACUUGAACAAUCUUUAUUAGUAGUAGGAAUGGAGCGGCACUAAUAAUAAAUCAGAGGGAAGACUCAGCCAGGGCGGGGUUUGGAAACAUCUUGCUUAAGACCUUGGAAGUCCAGGAGAUACCAUCAUCUGAGUAGGAACACUGUUUUCAGGGUCCUUAGAGAAUAGACAGACACACAGACACAAGGUCUUUGGAUACAAGGGAAGGACUAGCUGUUCCUUGGGGGUUUCAGACGGUUGGUCUGCAAAAUAAGAGUUACAGGUGUCCAUAGAGCACUUGAGGGUAGAAGACAGAAAAUGCCAAAUAUCAGCAGGAUAUUUCAAAUUUAUAUGCCAAGUAAAAAAUGUCAUGUCCCUGAAGAUGUCACCUGAACUACUCAAAAGGAUUCCAAGAAGUACUAAUUUAACAGGUGUGACUAAGGUAGCUGAGGGGACACUGAAGUGUUUCUCAAGUGUUUCUGCACCUUGGCUGUUGACACUCGUUCUUUGACAGCCUACUGAAGGACCUGGAAGAAAGAACUCAAACAUCUGUAGGGAUAAUUACCCAAAGCUAAUAAUCUAUACAAAACAAAAACAAACCAACCCACAAGCCAUUUUCGUUGUGUGUUCCAGUUAACUUGAGGUACUUAAUGAUGAACCAUUGGCUUGCACUAUGACCUCCUUGAGUGAUGUGCAACUUGGCUCCUCUCUGCUUUUGUUUCGUUUUAAUAUGCAGAAGUGAGUGUGUGAUCUUCAGUGUGUUUGCAUAAGCUAACCUAAAAUGAAUUUAACAACAGUUUUCUGAAAUAUUUCUAUCGAAAUAAAUGACUUAAAAGUA